Molecule: messenger RNA, 2609 nt
Organism: Anguilla rostrata (American eel)
Lineage: Eukaryota; Metazoa; Chordata; Actinopteri; Anguilliformes; Anguillidae
Product: major histocompatibility complex class I-related gene protein-like
Exons: 5
Coding region: 95-1198 (367 amino acids)
Biological process (GO): immune response
Cellular component (GO): external side of plasma membrane
Source: RefSeq, a predicted model, not a curated record
AAAAAUGUUGCUAGGAGAGUAGCGGAUCAUAGUAUUGGGGUAGCAGGAAGCAACAAACCGAAAAUAAAAGAUCACCUCUACAAGAAAUGAAGCAAUGGAUUUAUUUUUUUAUAGCCUACUAACUCUACUUCAUUUACUGAAGGUGGUAUGUGCAGGUACUCACUCUUUGUGGUACUUUGUCACACUUACUACUGGCCCAAGCCCCUUCCCAGAGCUGGUGAUUGUGGGCAUGGUGGAUGAUGUUCCAGUGGAGUACUACGACAGCGUUGAUAGGAUGGUGACCCCCCGGCAGCACAGGGACAAGGAAGAGGGCGAUAAAGCAGACGCAACGUUGAAACGCAAGGCCAUAGCACGGACCACACACAGCCUCAAAAACAGAUUGCAUCACAUGAUGGAGAAUUUUAAUCACAGUGUUAGACUCCACACAUACCAGAGAAUCGCCGGGUGUGAGCUGGAUGAUGACGGCACAGAGAGGUUCCAAACAAAGGACUCCUACAAUGGGAUGGAUGUGCUCUUUUAUGAUGUUCAAGAUUGCACCUGGAGUUCUCUUUUCCCAGAAAUGUGGAAGGACUUUUGGCUAAUAGAAUCCAAGAAAGGGAUACAUGACCAGUUUUACCAAACCACGUGCAUACGCGCUUUGAAGAGCUACCUUCAUCAGGAAAGGAGUGUACUGAAACGAAGAGUGAGUCCCAGGAUUAGAGUUUUUCAGAAACAAGUUGGCGGUGCUGGUGGGGUAGAGGUAACCUGUCUGGCAACAGGAUUCUACCCCCGACACAUCGAGCUGACGUUGAAGAGGGAUAACCAGCCUGUUCCGGAGCAAAAGCUGAUCGGAGGUGAUAUUCUGCCAAAUGGAGACGGGACGUACCAACUGAGGAUGAGCCUGAGCGUCAGUGCCGAAGAGUUGAGAGAGGGACACCGCUACACCUGUAGUGUUAGACAUGUCAGCAUGGACAACAAGCUGGACAUUGCCUGGGACUCACAGCCAAAGCCAGGCGUUGCGCUGAUUUCAGGAGCAUCGGUCACGGCUCUGAUUGCAGUUCUGCUCAUCAUCACUGCCAUCUUCAUCUUGAAGAAGAGAAAGAGCAAGGUGCCAGGAUGCAACAGGCCUGGGGAGAACAAGGAAGAGAUGGAACAGAUCAAUGCUGCUGAAGGGGCAGAAAAAGAUGGAUGUGUGCAGUUGGAAAGACAGGAAGCGUGAAAGAUAUUCACAUCAGGGGUAAAGAUAUAUAUAUCAGGGGUACAAAGCCAAACAUCAUUAGCAAUUUAGCUAAAUAUUUCAAGAAGGGAAGGCAAAAUAUACCACUAUCAGCAAAUCCAAGUAGAGUUCCCAUUAAGACAUAUGAGGUUCUAGUUCUAUUAAUGAUGCAGAGCAUAAUAGUCCAGUUUGCUAACUAAUUUUUCUGAUUGGCAAGAGGGCUGCUAUGUCUGCUGGUUUUUGAUGUGUUUGUGCACUUAAGUCAUCAACCCUGUUUACACUUGGUUUUAAAAUGCAUCUCAGGCGAUCGGAUCACAAGUGGACAGCGCUAAAUACAAGUGUAAACGACCACCAAGACGCAUUGUGAUCCGAUCACUCAAACCACUUGCCGAGGUGGUCUGGGACGCAUUCGACCACAUAUCUUUUUUAGUGUAAACGCUAAUGCGUCCUGAUGCGUCCCCGACAAGGACGUAACAGGAAAAUACGUCAUCAGUGCAAUUUUUCGUCUUGUCCUGCACUCUUUUGCAAGUCGCAAAUGACUUUGUCCUGCCAGUCUCAACAGUUGGAAUAGCCCGUACAUGUAUAUUAGUUCUUGAAACAUUUUUGUUUUCUUAGCUAGCCCGUGCGAAACAAAUCUGACGCUUGUCUGGCGACAGACUUUUGACCUUCUAGCAGAAGUGACGUAGGCAGUAACGAAAUCUGAACACAAGUGGUCAGCUGGACACCUUGGAGACGCAUGAUAGACACAGGCGUGAACAGCGAUGUGUCUCGGCUGUCCACUCGUGUUUGAAUCACCAAAACACAUUUUAAAACCAAGUGUAAACAGAGCCAUCGAUUGGCUAAAGUUUCCAAGGCUUAAACUGGCUGCUGAUUACUUUUUUUUUUUUUUGCCCUUUGCUUUGCACUUAUGCACUGCUGCACUUCUUUUAAAAAUGUUGUUUUUUACACAUUCUAUGUAUUUUUUAUUUUUUAUAUAGCACUGCUGUUAUUAUUUUAUACUAAAGACCUGUAUUACGACAGGCAAAAGACCUCUGAGUGAAAGGCACAAGACCUCGGUGGGAUGCAUGAGGCAGUAGGCGUUGGGAGGUAAAAGACCUGCAUUACGACAGGCAAAAGUCAUUUUCAGGGAGGCGAAAGACCUCUGGUAGGUUAUAUCAGGAGGCAUUAAGACCAUUAUAGUGAGGUAGGAUAUAUGUGUUGUUUGUAUGUUAUUACUUUCUCCAUGUAUUUAUGAAAUUUUAUUUCUGUAAUUUUGAUUGAUCGUUUAAAAAAUGUUUUAUUUCUGUAUUAUGUUCAUUCUAUGUCUAAUUUCAUGUGAAGCACUCGGUGCAUGUAAUUUCUUUAUUGUAAAGCACUUUGAGCUGCAUUUCUUGUAUGAAAGGUGCUAUACAAAUAAAGUUUAUUAUUAUCAUUA